Molecule: messenger RNA, 1002 nt
Organism: Sclerotinia borealis F-4128
Lineage: Eukaryota; Fungi; Ascomycota; Leotiomycetes; Helotiales; Sclerotiniaceae
Source: the annotation of a GenBank genome assembly
AUGUUCAUCAACUCAUUCAUCGGAGGAGGUCUCCUUUCUUUUGGAUGUGCCCUCUCCCUCUCCACCAAUGCCUCCCCAUGGUUCCAAACAAAUGCCCCGGGUCUCAUCCGUACUAUCUCUGCGAUGGUUUUCCCUGUUGGUUUGAUCAUGGUUGUGCUUACGGGGGCGGAUUUGUUUACAAGUUAUUGCAUGUAUAGUGUGGUUGCUUUGUUACAUCGUCGUUGUAGCUUUUUGGAUUUGCUGAAGACAUGGUUUGUGAGUUUCUUUGGAAAUUUGGCGGGAGUGUUGUUUUUCAUGGCGGUUCUUACCGGUUAUGGUGGCACAUUCGAGUCUGGAGUAUUCAAGGAUGAAGCUCUUUCUUUUGCGAAAACGAAAGCAGUCAUACCGGAAUGGCAUCAGAUUUUCCUCAAGGCAAUUUUGUGUAAUUGGCUCGUCUGCCUGGCCGUUUUCCUCGCCAUCUCUUCCCGCGAAGUUUUCUCCAAGAUCGUUGCUAUCUGGUUCCCUGUGAUGUGUUUCGUCGGCUUGGGAACUGAUCACGUUGUUGCUAAUAUGUACUUUAUUCCCCUCGCCAUCUUCCUCAAAGCACCUCCUCCUCUCACCGUAAGCUACUAUAUCUGGAAAUCGAUGAUCCCCUCCCUCCUCGGAAAUAUCAUAGGUGGUGGCGUCUUCUGCGGUGGCGUCUACUGGUAUCUUUUCCUGGCCGACGAAACGGUCCCCAUUCAUUUUGAUACUAUGGAUGCCAAUACGGCGGUUUAUGAACAAGGUGGUCCGAUUCAAAGAGAGGUUACGGCGGACGGGGCGGGGACUGGCUAUGGUCUUGCGAUUGCGAUUGCGAAUGCGAAUGCGAAUGCGAAUGCGAAUGCGCAUAAUAAGGAUGUGGUGCCUAAUUCGGGUAAUAAUGGGAGGAGUGGUAUAGCGAGAGAUUUGCAUUUGGGAGUAGUGGAAGGCUUGGGGAGGAAAAAGGAGGGGUCUGAGGGCAGUAGUGGCCCUGGAAGUGUUUAG